Populus euphratica (Euphrates poplar) is the source of this 940-nucleotide messenger RNA. RefSeq lists its product as uncharacterized. The coding region runs from base 100 to 819 and encodes 239 amino acids. Gene Ontology annotation, cellular component: peroxisome. The transcript has a single exon. The record is from RefSeq and is a predicted model, not a curated record. Gene Ontology annotation, molecular function: delta(3)-delta(2)-enoyl-CoA isomerase activity. Gene Ontology annotation, biological process: fatty acid beta-oxidation. Lineage: Eukaryota; Viridiplantae; Streptophyta; Magnoliopsida; Malpighiales; Salicaceae.
UGAGGCAAUUAAUCUUGAAUCUUUUCACCCAUGUUCAGCACCUGCCCCUUUGUCUGUACACCACACACCAGAGCACAAAGCCAUCACUAACCACUCACCAUGUGCAGAUUAGAGAAGACGGCCAACAACAUCUUCGUUUUAACAUUAACCGGCGACAAUGAGCACCGUUUAAACCCCACUCUUAUCGGCUCUAUCCUUUCCGCUCUUCGCGAAGCCAAAGUGCAAGCCACUAGUGGCUCGGUUCUCAUCACCACAUCACAAGGGAAGUUCUUCUCCAACGGCUUAGAUCUAGCCUGGGCUCGUGCCGCCGGUUCCAAGCCCAAAGCCAUCGAGCGCCUCACCCACAUGGUGAAACUGUUCAAGCCGGUGGUAGCCGAGCUGAUUUCUCUCCCUAUGCCAACCAUCGCCGCCGUCAACGGCCACGCAGCCGCCGCGGGGAUGAUCCUGGCUCUGAGCCAUGACUACGUCUACAUGAAGAGGGAUAGAGGUGUGCUAUACAUGAGCGAGGUUGACAUCGGGCUAACGAUACCUGAUUAUGUCAAUGCCCUUUUUAGGGCUAAGAUCGGAUCGCCUUCUGCUCGACGCGAUGUGCUGUUGAGAGGAGCAAAGGUUAGGGGAGACGCCGCGGUGAGGAUGGGGAUCGUGGAGGGGGCCCACGAUAACGAGGAGAGGUUGAGUGGGGCUACAAUGCGCCAUGGAAUUCAGUUGGCAUCGAGGAAGUGGAAUGGCGAGGUUUACAAGGAGAUAAGGAAGAGUCUGUAUCCUGAGCUAUGUGUCGUGCUUGGAUUGGGUGAUGCAAAAGUAAUUGCAAAACUCUAAGGAAAACGAAAAGACUUUAUUAUUGUGUCUUAAAGAUAGACGAUGAUUCGUGUACCCAUUUUAGUAUUUGCUGGGAGUGUGAUUUAGUAUUUUCUGGAAUAAUAUGUAUUUAAAAAAAUUU